AUGCCAACUCUCUUCUGCAUUCAACCAGAGGAAGAGCAGAAUGUUACCAAAUCUGUAGUUGAUGAGGUAGUUGAUGUUGAACUAGAAGAAAGUGGCCCAGUGGAGUCUGAGAUGCUGGAUAAUUCUAAUAAUGCUCUGGAUAAAGUCAAAGAGAAGGAAAAGGAGGUAGUUCUGAAAACUAUCCUAAAACCACCACCUCCAUUUCUUGAGCGGUUGAAGAAAAAGAAAAAGGUAGAUCCGAGAGCGUUUACUAUCCCGUGUAAUAUUGGGUCCCUGAAUUUUACCAAAGAACUAUGUGAUUUGGGAGCCAGUAUAGACCUAAUGCCACUCGCUGUGUACAAGAAAAUGGUUUUAGGGGAUCCUAUCCCAACGAACAUACAGUUAGUGAUGGAAGAUAAGUCUGUAAAGUGGCCAGUGAUAUUAUUACUUGAUGUAUUGGUAAAGUUGUCCGACUUCAUUAUGCCUGCUGAUUUUGUAGUCCUGGACUGUGAGAUGGACUUCGAAGUGCCCAUCAUUUUAAAUAGACCAUUCCUUGUAACAGGGAGAGUGAUAGUGGAUAUAGAACUUAAAGAGCUGAAGUUUAGGUUCAAUAACAAGGAAGCAGGAUUCAAAAUACACUCAUCCAUGACACCGGUAAAAGAGAUCAGUGUUUUCUCAAUCGUAGACGUAUUCUAUGAAGAUGAUAAAAGGGUAACAACAAGAUGUCUUGGCAAAGUCUGA
Molecule: messenger RNA, 720 nt
Organism: Capsicum annuum
Lineage: Eukaryota; Viridiplantae; Streptophyta; Magnoliopsida; Solanales; Solanaceae
Exons: 3
Coding region: 1-720 (239 amino acids)
Source: RefSeq, a predicted model, not a curated record